CAAUACCUAAUUGGAGAAUUAAAGGACCCCGACCAGCUGCAUCCCAUGGUAGUUGCAGAACGGGUUCCAGUAGAGCGAAUCGCGGCACGACCAGUUGAAAGGUAUUCGAGCUUUGGGGUCAACUUUGCGCCGCAUGUGUUUCGCAGAAGGUAUCGUGAUCGAUCAUUUGCAAUUGACAUCAAACUUGUCUCCCCAGGAGGAGAUUGGACUGGAUCUAAUCUACACUGAAUGCUGAAAAUACUCUCCCCCUUGAAGCAAUUGACAUUUCCGGCUCAACAGUAUCAAAGAAUUGCCAAGAUGCCUGUUCACUACUUGAUGUGUGGAACAUGGACUCCUCCCGGGGCUAUAUUCACUGUCGCAUUCGAUGAUGAGAAGUUGACAUGUGAACUGGUAAAACGCAUAGAGAUUCCCCAGGAUGAGCCUAUCUCAUGGAUGACGUUCAGUCAUGACAAGAAGAACAUCUAUGGCGCUGCCAUGAAGAAAUGGUCCAGCUUCGCGGUCAAGAGCCCAACAGAGAUUGUUCACGAAGCUUCACAUCCCAUGCUCCACGACCCCAAAGCGUCAUCGGCCGACACCAAUACUCGCGCUAUCUUCCUGCUCGCCGCGCAGCAGGAACCCUACGCCGUGUACUGCAACCCCUUCUACAACCAUGCGGGUCACGGCUCCGUCUUCUCAGUAUCCUCGACAGGCAAGCUCGAGGAUAACGUUCAGAACUUCGAAUACCAGCCCAACACGGGCAUCCACGGCAUGGUCUUUGACCCUAGCGAGACAUACCUCUACUCGGCAGACCUGAAGGCCAACAAGCUCUGGGUACACAAGAAGGAGUCCUCCUCGGGGCAGGUCGAGCUAGUGGGCUCGGUCGACGCGCCCGACCCGCGCGACCACCCGCGCUGGGUCGCCAUGCACCCGUCCGGCAACUACCUAUACGCGCUGAUGGAGGCCGGCAACCGGCUGUGCGAGUACGUCAUCGACCCGGCAACGCACAUGCCCGUCUACACCCACCACUCGUUCCCCCUGAUCCCGCCCGGGAUCCCAGGCCAGUGGAAGACCGAGGCCGGGCCCGGCAUGUACCGAUCGGACGUGUGCUCCCUGACAAAGUCCGGGAAGUACCUGUUCGCGACGGCGCGGGCCAACAGCUUUGACCUGCAGGGCUACAUCGCCGCGUUCCGCCUGCGCGACUGCGGAUCGAUUGAGAAGCAGCUCUUCUUGAACCCGACGCCGACGAGCGGUGGUCAUAGCAAUGCCGUCUCGCCGUGCGAUUGGAGCGACGAGUGGGUCGCGAUCACUGACGACCAGGAAGGCUGGCUGGAGAUUUACAGGUGGAAAGACGAGUUCUUAGGUCGCGUGGCACGGGUUAGAAUACCGGAGCCCGGGUUUGGCAUGAAUGCCAUCUGGUACAAUUAGAUUUGUUUAAAAUAUCGAACGAUUUGAGUAUAUCAUCUUAAAUCUUCGUCUUCGUCCUUUCAUACCCAGUGUAUUAUUUCACGCAGUUCAAUUUCUCGUAUUAUUUUCAGGUUUCGAGCAUGAGCUGCAUGACGGGAUGUCCU
Truncatella angustata is the source of this 1547-nucleotide messenger RNA. RefSeq names its product 3-carboxy-cis,cis-muconate cyclase. The record is from RefSeq and is a predicted model, not a curated record. Gene Ontology annotation, molecular function: protein binding; 6-phosphogluconolactonase activity. The coding region runs from base 229 to 1404 and encodes 391 amino acids. NCBI's taxonomy places the organism in Eukaryota, Fungi, Ascomycota, Sordariomycetes, Amphisphaeriales, Sporocadaceae. The transcript is spliced from 3 exons.